Prionailurus viverrinus (fishing cat) is the source of this 4377-nucleotide messenger RNA. RefSeq names its product MSL complex subunit 2 (gene MSL2). Lineage: Eukaryota; Metazoa; Chordata; Mammalia; Carnivora; Felidae. The transcript is spliced from 2 exons. Gene Ontology annotation, cellular component: MSL complex. The record is from RefSeq and is a predicted model, not a curated record. Bases 343 to 2076 code for a protein of 577 amino acids. Gene Ontology annotation, molecular function: ubiquitin protein ligase activity.
CGCCGAAGCUGCUGCAUUCUUCGUUCGCCCCGAGGCUGACUGGAACAAACUCGAACGCUGGUUUCCCUUGCUUUCUCUCUCUCUCUCUCUCUCUCUCUCUCCUUUUUUUUUUUUUUUUUCGUCUGCAAGUCUCAGGGACGGAGGAGGGGCGCCAAGGCCCCAUGUGUGGGAGUACUGCUUCAGCUCCACAAACUUGCGCGGAUUUUGGUUACUACUUUGGCCAGUGGUUCUUCUCUGAGUUCCUCCGAAUUGUUGCAAAUUCGCCAUUGUUCCCUGGCUGCUUACAAAGUUGGAUCCGGAAUUUUUUUUCAACCGGGAGCCAUCGGUGUCGAAGUGUCUGCAAUGAACCCCGUGAAUGCUACUGCUCUCUACAUUUCCGCGAGCCGCCUAGUGCUCAACUACGACCCCGGAGACCCCAAGGCGUUUACAGAGAUUAACAGGCUCUUGCCUUACUUCCGACAGUCCCUCUCUUGCUGUGUUUGCGGACAUUUGCUACAAGAUCCUAUUGCACCCACCAACUCCACCUGCCAACAUUAUGUCUGCAAACCUUGUAAAGGCAAGAAAAUGAUGAUGAAACCUUCAUGUAGCUGGUGCAAAGACUAUGAGCAAUUUGAGGAAAACAAACAGUUAAGCAUCCUAGUGAACUGCUACAAAAAACUAUGUGAAUAUAUAACACAGACUACAUUGGCACGGGAUAUAAUAGAAGCGGUCGACUGUUCUUCUGAUAUUUUGGCUUUGCUUAAUGAUGGAUCAUUGUUUUGUGAGGAGACAGAAAAACCCUCAGAUUCAUCCUUUACUUUGUGUUUAACACAUUCCCCUUUACCUUCGACCUCAGAACCCACAGCUGAUCCUCAAGCUAGUUUAUCUCCAAUAUCUGAAAGCACCCUCAGCAUUGCUAUUGGCAGUUCUGUUAUCAAUGGUUUGCCUACUUAUAAUGGGCUUUCGAUAGAUAGAUUUGGUAUAAAUAUUCCUUCACCUGAACAUUCAAACACAAUUGAUGUAUGUAACACUGUUGACAUAAAAACCGAGGAUCUGUCCGACAGCUUGCCACCUGUCUGUGACACAGUAGCCACUGACUUAUGCUCCACAGGCAUUGAUAUCUGCAGUUUCAGUGAAGAUAUAAAACCUGGUGAUUCUUUAUUACUGAGUGUUGAGGAAGUGCUUCGCAGCUUAGAAACUGUUUCAAAUACAGAGGUUUGUUGCCCUAAUUUGCAGCCCAACUUGGAAGCCACUGUAUCCAAUGGACCUUUUCUGCAGCUUUCUUCCCAAUCUCUUAGCCAUAAUGUUUUUAUGUCCACCAGCCCUGCACUUCAUGGGUUAUCAUGUACGGCAGCAACUCCGAAAGUAGCAAAAUUGAAUAGAAAACGAUCCAGAUCAGAAAGUGACAGUGAGAAGGUUCAGCCACUUCCAAUUUCUACUAUUAUCCGAGGCCCAACGUUGGGGGCAUCUGCUCCUGUGACAGUGAAACGAGAGAGCAAAAUUUCUCUUCAACCUAUAGCAACUGUUCCCAAUGGAGGCACAACACCCAAAAUCAGCAAAACUGUACUUUUAUCUACUAAAAGCAUGAAAAAGAGUCAUGAACAUGGAUCCAAGAAAUCUCACUCUAAAACCAAGCCAGGUAUUCUUAAAAAAGACAAAACAGUAAAGGAAAAGAUUCCUAGUCACCAUUUUAUGCCAGGAAGUCCUACCAAGACUGUGUAUAAAAAACCCCAGGAAAAGAAAGGGUGUAAAUGUGGGCGUGCUACUCAAAAUCCAAGUGUUCUUACAUGCCGCGGCCAACGCUGCCCUUGCUACUCUAACCGCAAAGCCUGCUUAGAUUGUAUAUGUCGUGGCUGCCAAAACUCCUAUAUGGCCAAUGGGGAGAAGAAGCUGGAGGCAUUUGCUGUGCCAGAAAAGGCCUUGGAGCAGACCAGGCUCACUUUGGGCAUUAAUGUGACUAGCAUUGCUGUACGCAAUGCUAGUACCAGCACCAGUGUAAUUAAUGUCACAGGGUCCCCAGUAACAACGUUUUUAGCUGCCAGUACACAUGAUGAUAAAAGUUUGGAUGAAGCUAUAGACAUGAGAUUCGACUGUUAAAUCAGUGGGUCUUUAAACCUACCUCUGGUAGGGAAAUAGCUACAGUUUUACGGCAGCUAUGGUUUUGUUGGUUUAACUUGCCGGAGCUCCUGCAUAUAGAUCACUUGUAUCAAGUGUUUUCAUUGCUAAGUUAUAUGUGUUAGUGUCGGGGAAAUAGUUUGCAGAUAAUGGAGGAGUAACCCUACAACUAUAUGUCCUUAGUUCUUACAGAACCUCAUAGUUUGAGAACAAAUGCUGAUGCAACUGAUUUAUACAAAAUGAACUUUGGCAAGGAAAAUAACAUUAACCUCAUUGUUUAUGGUCAUGCUUUGUGCAUAAUCAAAGUUUAUGAUUAAAGUGUAAGGAAGUGGUAUCUAGUCAGUCCAUAAAGAUUGUGCUAAUAUUUUGUGAAAAAGUAGCCAUUAGUUUGUUCAGGAGACUCAGUGCUGCCUUCAGAUGCUAUUGAUGUUUCUCCUGUUGAAAAGCUGAUGUGUCCAGCUCAACCUUUGUGCUGAUGUAAUACCAUUUCUGAUCAUGAAAAUUGGCUACUGGUGUAUGUAGCAGUUCUUAAAUCAGCAGUAUUAUGAAAGAAAAUUUGCCCCUCAUUAGAAUGUUGAAAUCUGUCUUUUAAAAAGUGAACAAACUGAAAUUCUGUCAGACUGCAGAUGUUUAGCUGUUUAUGCUAUAGAACUCUUCUGAGUUGAGUCCCUUUUAUAGUUCACGUCUGACUCAUUUCUAGGAAAAAAUUUGAAAUCCUUCCUUCACUUUUAGCAAUGUUAUGAUUAGAUAAAUGAAGUGGAGAAGAGCAGUUUUAUUCUGAAGGUAAUUGAAUUUAGAUUAUAAAAUGUGACAAUUUUUAAAAAAAUUAUAAAAAUUUUUAUUUAGAAGUUGGGAUUUAUUUAAAAUAAUUUUGGAAUAAUGCCCCCAAACUUAACCAGAUUUAUGCAUUGUAUUUAUUGCUAUUGGCCACUUCUUUGAUUUUUUUUUUUUGUUCCUCUGAUAGUUUCAUCCUUUAUUUUGAAUAUGCCCCUUCUCUUUUCUUUCUUUCUCUUUCGGUGCUAUUUGUUAUGAAGGCUUCUUUAUAGAGGCCAAAUAAAAAUGCCUUUUUAUGAAGCCUGUGCAUUUAGGUAGGUUUGAAGCUAGGAGGUUGUUUUUUUUUUUUUUUAGAAUGCUCUUUUGCAUGUAAAGCACAAACUGUGUUUCAGUUUAAAUGCAUGUCUUCCCUUUAAUUUUUAUGGGGGAGACAAGUACAAACAUUCUGUUGAAGGGAAAUCUAGUCAGUUGCUUGAAAAGAGCACAGCCCAAACAAAACAAGGACUGACUAGGUUGUAAAGAAAUGACCUUAUGAUUUAAAAGAAGAAUUGCUGCUUUGACAGUGCUUAUUUAAAGAAAAAUACUGCUGGAAAAUUUCCAAUUUCUACUACGUUCACCAUCUCUGAUGAGAUCUGACAUGUUGAAGUUAUGUUUUGAUUUGGCACACAGCAUGUUCAAUGAUGGUUACUCACCUAGUACAAGACAUGGAGAAGAAACCUUUGGACACAGAGCAGAUGACACCUCCUUCUGUUUUGUAGUGUAUCCUGGUGUCAUUUUCUGUGAAUGUGGUCAGGUAGAGUUGUUUUUGUUGUUGUUGGGCCUUUUUUUUUUUUUUUUUUUUUUUUUUGUCUCUUUUGGUGGGGUGGGGGUGGGCUAAAGCCAUAGGAAGAAAAUGUGAUGUAUGUGUCCAGUAUGUACUAUUUUGUUUUUGUUUUGCAAGAAGAGUUGAACUAUUUUUGAUAACAAGAGUAAAUGGUGGAAAAUGCUUCUUAGUUGUCUUGUCUUUAUUUGCUUUCCAAGUUUUGGAAUUUUAUUUAAUUCCUCUAAGUGUUAGCAGUGUCUUAUGCAACAUGUAUUUGCCUAAAGUUUGUAACAGUUUUGUGUUGAACUCAGAUGCCCUGCUAUAUAAACUUGUAAACCUGUUCUUUAUUCACUAAUGAUCACUGCAAAAAUGACUAGAACUGAGAUUGUACACAUGGAUGAUUAGGAUAUAUUUUGCAAAUCUCCCAAACUUUCCUAAUAUUAUGAUCUUAAAAUUCAUAGAAUACUUUAUUGCUUCCCAAGUUUGAUAAUUUUAGUUUUGUGUUUUUUGAUGCAUGGGAGGUUGGCAAUAUAGACAAAGCGGAAAUCAUUAGUAUGUGAGGGCCUUGAUUGUUAUGUAAUAUUGCCAAUGAUGAAUUCAGGUUGUUUUUAGCACAAGUUUCUCUUUUUUAUGCUGGUAUUCUCACUGCCACAUUUUUGGAAACCUGUAUUACACCUUAAUUCUAUCAAUAAAUGUUAGUUUUCUAA